Molecule: messenger RNA, 1766 nt
Organism: Callorhinus ursinus (northern fur seal)
Lineage: Eukaryota; Metazoa; Chordata; Mammalia; Carnivora; Otariidae
Gene: BMP7
Product: bone morphogenetic protein 7
Biological process (GO): BMP signaling pathway
Cellular component (GO): extracellular region
Molecular function (GO): cytokine activity; growth factor activity
Source: RefSeq, a predicted model, not a curated record
AUGCACGUGCGCUCGCUGCGCGCCGCGGCGCCGCACAGCUUCGUGGCGCUCUGGGCGCCCCUGCUCCUGCUGCGCUCAGCCCUGGCCGACUUCAGCCUGGACAACGAGGUGCACUCGAGCUUCAUCCACCGGCGCCUCCGCAGCCAGGAGCGGCGGGAGAUGCAGCGCGAGAUCCUCUCUAUCUUGGGCUUGCCCCAUCGCCCGCGCCCCCACCUCCAGGGCAAGCACAACUCGGCGCCCAUGUUCAUGCUGGACCUGUACAAUGCCAUGGCGGUGGAGGAGGGCGGCGGGCCCGACGGCCAGGGCUUCUCCUACCCCUACAAGGCCGUCUUCAGUACCCAGGGCCCCCCUCUGGCCAGCCUGCAAGAUAGCCACUUCCUCACCGACGCCGACAUGGUCAUGAGCUUCGUCAACCUCGUGGAGCACGACAAAGAGUUCUUCUACCCGCGCUACCACCAUCGCGAGUUCCGCUUUGAUCUUUCCAAGAUCCCGGAAGGAGAAGCUGUGACCGCAGCCGAAUUCCGGAUCUACAAGGACUACAUUCGGGAGCGCUUCGACAACGAGACGUUCCGGAUCAGCGUUUACCAGGUGCUGCAGGAGCACUUGGGCAGGGAGUCAGACCUGUUCCUGCUGGACAGCCGCACCCUCUGGGCCUCGGAGGAGGGCUGGCUGGUGUUCGACAUCACUGCCACCAGCAACCACUGGGUGGUCAACCCACGGCACAAUCUGGGCCUGCAGCUCUGCGUGGAGACCUUGGACGGGCAGAGCAUCAACCCCAAGUUGGCAGGCCUGAUCGGGCGGCACGGACCCCAGAACAAGCAGCCCUUCAUGGUGGCCUUCUUCAAGGCCACGGAGGUCCACCUUCGCAGCACCCGCUCCACGGGGGGCAAGCAGCGCAGCCAGAACCGCUCCAAGACUCCCAAGAACCAGGAAGCCCUGCGGGUGGCCAACGUGGCAGAAAACAGCAGCGGCGACCAGAGGCAGGCCUGCAAGAAGCACGAGCUGUACGUCAGCUUCCGCGAUCUGGGCUGGCAGGACUGGAUCAUCGCUCCUGAAGGCUAUGCUGCUUACUACUGUGAGGGCGAGUGUGCCUUUCCUCUGAACUCCUACAUGAACGCCACCAACCAUGCCAUCGUGCAGACACUGGUCCAUUUCAUCAACCCCGAAACGGUGCCCAAGCCCUGCUGUGCCCCUACUCAGCUCAACGCCAUCUCUGUCCUCUACUUUGACGACAGCUCCAACGUCAUCCUGAAGAAAUACAGAAACAUGGUCGUCCGAGCCUGUGGCUGCCACUAGCGCCUCCUGGAGGUCAGACCCUCUGGCGCCACACUGUUCGGGGUCCUCGGUCUCCCACCGCCCAGUGCCUGCCACCGCCCAGCACAGCAACUGCCUUUCGUGAGACCUGCCCUGCCCCUGUCCCCAACCUUAAGGGCGUAGGAGGAUUAAGGAAUUUGAGAGGCAAAUGCCUUUUGAUCAGGUUUUCAUCCGCCUCCUAUGGACAAGAUCCUACACGCUGCGGCAGGCAAAACCUAAAGGAAAAAAAAAAUAUAAAGAAAAAUUGCCCAGCCACGAUCAUUGGCUAUGAAGUCUCAGCCGUGCACUGACUCGUUCCCAGGGGUAAUUAGGAGCACCCUUCAGCCAGGCCACCCAGCAGUGGGAGGAAGGGGGCACGGCCAGGGGUGGGCACGUUUGUGUCUGUGCGCAAGGAAAAUUGACACGGAAGUUCCUGUAAUAAAUGUCACAAUAAAACGAAUGAAUGAAAAUGG